UUUUCCUCGUAGCCUGGGCGGAGCCACGCCCCUCGUCGCGCUAUUGGUGAGAUUCCUUCCGGUGGGCGGGACUAGCGUCUCGCCCCGCCCCCGCCCUGCCGUAUAAACGCGGCGCCGACGUGCGGCGCGGGGAUUGUCCGGGCCGCUCGGCGAGUGCGCCUGCGCGCGCAGCGAGUGUCUGCGUCCCGAGGCUGCCGAGUCGCGGGUUCGAGGCCAGGGUGUGCGCGUUGUGGGUUCGCAGCCCCUGCACGAUGCUGUUCGACAAGGUGAAAGCGUUCGCGGUGCAGCUGGACGGCGCGACCGCGGACGCCGAGCCGGUGUUCAGCGGCGGCCAGGCCGUGGUAGGCCGCGUGCUGCUGGAGCUGGCGGGCGCGGCACGCGUGGGGGCCCUGAGGCUGCGCGCGCGGGGCCGCGCCCACGUGCACUGGACCGAGUCGCGUAGCGCGGGCUCGAGCACCGCGUACACGCAGAGCUACAGCGAGCGCGUGGAGGUCGUGAGCCACCGCGCCACGCUGCUCGCGCCAGACACCGGCGAGAUCACGACGCUGCCUCCUGGGCGCCAUGAGUUCCCGUUCAGCUUCCAGCUGCCCCCGACCCUGGUGACCUCGUUCGAAGGCAAACAUGGCAGUGUCCGCUACUGUAUCAAGGCCACCCUACACCGGCCAUGGGUCCCAGCACGCCGGGCGAGGAAGGUGUUCACUGUCAUCGAGCCCGUGGACAUCAACACACCUGCCCUGCUGGCACCUCAAGCUGGGGCUCGGGAAAAGGUCGCCCGGUCUUGGUACUAUAACCGUGGCCUUGUCUCCCUCUCGGCCAAGAUCGACCGCAAAGGCUACACACCAGGAGAGGUGAUCCCCAUCUUUGCUGAGAUCGACAACGGCUCCACGCGACCCGUGCUGCCGCGGGCGGCCGUGGUCCAGACGCAAACCUUCAUGGCUCGAGGCGGCCGGAAGCAGAAACGGGCUGUGGUGGCCAGCCUCGCUGGCGAGCCAGUGGGCCCCGGGCGGCGGGCACUGUGGCAGGGCCGGGCGCUGCGGAUCCCCCCCGUGGGGCCUUCCAUCCUGCACUGCCGCGUGCUGCAUGUCGCGUACACGCUCAAGGUCUGCGUGGAUAUCCCGGGCACGUCCAAGCUGCUCCUGGAGCUGCCACUGGUCAUUGGCACCAUCCCCCUGCACCCUUUCGGCAGCCGGUCAUCCAGCGUGGGCAGCCGUGCCAGCUUCCUGCUGGACUGGGGGCUGGGGGCCCUGCCGGAGCGGCCUGAAGCCCCUCCCGAGUACUCGGAGGUGGUAGCAGAGGAGGACAUGGCACCCUCAGGGCAGGGCCUCUUCCCGCUACUGGAGGACCCCGACAUGAGCCUCGAUGGCCCUUUCUUUGCCUACAUCCAGGAGUUCCGCUACCGCCCGCCGCCCCUGUACUCUGAGGAGGAUCCAAACCCGCCCUCGGAGGCCAUGAGGCCACGCUGCAUGACCUGCUGAACGGCGACACGCACCUCGGGGCACGAGGUUGCCGUUGGCCAUCGUGAUCGUGGGGAGCAGCAGGACUAAGGGCCGACCAGCCUGAUGGCGCUGAAGUUGGGGAAACCGAGUCUCGCAGCGGAGCAAGGCUGCUCCGACAUCAAGGACAGAGGUGCCAGGCCAGAAUCUGAUUUCUCUGGACUGUCUGUCCUCGUGAGGCAGCUGCCCAGCCUGUGGGCAGUGCUGGGGUCCCCUGGGAGGCUUCAGUCUGGAAGGAACAGAGCCAGAUAUAGAUACCUCCAGUCUCAUAGAACCAGAACAAGAGACCUGAGGCUGGGAGAGUCCAGAGGGGAAGCACAGAAGGCUUCCUGGAGGAAGGAGCAUUUCAGCUGAGGCUUUGUCUUAUGAAUAGGAGCUCAGCAGGCAGCCAAGCGAAGAGGAAAAGUUGGAGAAGGUCAGAGCUGAGUAAUGGUUGGAACCCACCCCGUUCACCUUAGAACUGGGGGCUCGGAGGGCAGGCGCCUCAGUCGAGGCCACGCGGUGCAGUCCAGUGGGCGAGAGGGCCCAGGAACGAGGCAUUCAGGAAAGCAGGUCAUUGGAGCCAUGUGGGCCAGCCCAGGGGUGGCAGGGGCAGCGGCUUCGGCCUUCGCAGACUUUGAAAGCCAGAGAUUCCAGGCCCAGGCUGGCACUGCCUGGGGGCUCCUCCAAGCGCUCCGGGGCAUACGAGCUGCCUGGGUGUUGUAUGGCCCAGGGAACCCAGGCUCAGGGCAGGACAGGCAAGACCAGACACAACUUGCACAACGAAAACCUCCCUGUUCAAGGAUUAAGACGCGCAAGACAGUGACAGCAGAGCAUUACACUGGGCCCUGGGGAAAGAGGUCCGCCUGGGGUGACAUAGGGGACCAGAGUGCUUCUGGAAGUCCCCUGUGUCCUGGAGAAAAGCAUUAGGGGGCUGCUGGACAAGCCCCUAACUGCAGAGUCCUAGCUGUGGCUGGGGCAGGACCCCUGCCUGGGACUCAGCAUUUCUGAUAU
Propithecus coquereli (Coquerel's sifaka) is the source of this 2486-nucleotide messenger RNA. It is a transcript of the gene ARRDC2, whose product is annotated as arrestin domain containing 2. Gene Ontology annotation, cellular component: plasma membrane; cytoplasm. Gene Ontology annotation, biological process: protein transport. The record is from RefSeq and is a predicted model, not a curated record. NCBI's taxonomy places the organism in Eukaryota, Metazoa, Chordata, Mammalia, Primates, Indriidae. The transcript has 8 exons. Bases 252 to 1475 code for a protein of 407 amino acids.